UGUAUGACGGCAGGAAACUGGCCCCCGUCGGUCUCUGCUGCCUCCGCACAGACAGAGUUUGCCGUUGGCGAGAGGAUUCUGGUGACCUGUCGCCAGGAACAGUACGAGGGGCGCCCGGCUUGGGUGCAGUGUAUGGAGACGGCUGGGCGCGUGGAGUGGGACACGAGCAAUGUGAGCUGUGUGGAAAAGUGCCGCAAACCCAGCUGGGCCUCAGCUCUGCGGUUCGAACCGGACAAGACGUAUUAUAGCUGGGAGGAGUCAGUGACCCUGAGCUGCCCUGAGGGGUUCGAACCCUCACAGCCCGUGAUCAGAUGUACCGGACAGGGGAACCGGAGUGUCUGGAAUCAGACUGCUGCCUGCCUGGAAAAAUGUGAAAUACCAAAACCCUGGGACCCCAGAUUGCAGUUUACCCCCGAGGGGCUGUUCUACGCCCUGGGUGACAUGGUGACACUGAGCUGCCCUGAGGGGUAUCGGCCAUCACCGCCUGCAAUCGAGUGUAUCAGAAAUGGGAACCAGUCUGUCUGGAGUGAGACACCCACUUGCCGGGGGGUUUGUACGAGGGCAGGAAACUGGCCCCCGUCGGUCUCUGCUGCCUCCACACAGACAGAGUUUGCCGUUGGCGAGGGGGUUGAGGUGACCUGUCGCCCGGAGCAGUACGAGGGGAGCCCGGCUUGGGUGCAGUGUACGGAGACGGCUGGGCGCGUGGAGUGGGACACGAGCAGUGUGAGCUGUGUGGAAAAGUGCCGCAAACUCAGCUGGGCCUCAGCUCUGCGGUUCGAACCGGACAAGACGUAUUAUAGCAGGGAGGAGCCAGUGACCCUGAGCUGCCCGGAGGGAUUCGAACCCUCGCAGCCUGUGAUCAGAUGUACCGGACAGGGGAACCGGAGCAUCUGGAAUCAGAUUGCUGCCUGCCUGGAAAAGUGUAAAGCUCCAGACACCGGGGACGCCAGGGUCCGGUUCGCCCUCGAGCAGCAGUUUUACAGCGCAGGGGACGCGGUGACAUGGAGCUGCCCUGCGGGGCACCGGCCCUCGCAGCCUGACAUCCGAUGCACUCGACAAGGGAGCCAGAGCGUCUGGAGUGCGACAGCCGCCUGCAUUGUGAUCCCCCGGAUCAUCCCAGGGGCCCUGGAGGUUUCACCCACCACCAUCAAACUGCGCUGGACUUGUGAGCCCCCCGAAUCCUGCCAGGGCAGCUGGAAGAUACGGGCCCAAUGCCGGCUGGAUGGACCCCGGUCGGGCUCCUGCCAGAGACAAGGGCUCACCAGAGAGCAGCCGUUACAGGGACGGGAUGGAACAGUAACGUGCAGCUCCCUGCACCCCUUCACCUCCUACAGUGUCACUAUCUCUGGGGGCUUCCCAGCGACCGGACCACCCAGCACUGUCCUUUAUACCCGGCGGGUCACCACGCGUGAAGCAGCCCCAGACAAACCCGAGAUCGAGCCGCUGGAUCUGAGCACCAAAACCCUUGGGUGGAAGCCGCUGCCGCCCUGCAAAGGGGCGAUCGUCGGGUACCAGCUGAACAUCACGGCCAGGAGAGAGUACGACAGCGAUUUCCUCGAGGUCGAGGAGCUGCGGGUGAAUCAGUCGGUUACCAAGUACCUGCUGCAGCCCUGGAGACACGGGACCAACUACUCGGUGACAAUCCAGGGCCUCACGGCUGCCGGCCUCGGGCAGGCGUCGCGCUGGGACUUUGAAACCAACAUCUCUGAGCCAGCCAUCCCCGCCAACAUCACCGCCCUGAGCGUCUACAGCAUCUCCCUGUCGAGCGGGACGGCUCUGCUCCCCCUGCAGCCCUUCUCUGAGCUCCAUGGACCCAUCAGGGAGUAUCAGAUCAUCGUAUCUGCGCUGCGGAACGGCAGCGAAGCGGACGCCUGCCGCUCACCGGGUCUGCAGCCGUUCAACUCCAGCCUGGAGCGCGACGUGUACCUGGCUGCCGUGCUCCCCGCGCACAACCUCACAGGCCCGACUGACUUCGUGCUGGGCGACGGGACCCGUCACGACGGGUACUACAAUGCUCCCCUCCGCCCCCACAGGAACUACACGGCCUUCGUCCGCGUCGUCAGCCGCUGGAACCAGGUGGAGAAAUCCAGCUGUGUGCGCUAUGACUUCUCCGUUGGAGAGGCCCAGACGCCCCAGGCCGGGGGCCUGGCGGUAGCCGUGGCAGUGCUGGUGGUGCUGGUGCUGCUGGCCGCAGGGACCCUGCUGCUGUGGUUCGUGGUCGCCAGGAAGAAGCGGAACGACUCAAAGGACCACAAGAGCAAUGGGGCAAUCCCCCUGAAGAGGAACCGAGGAGGUGCAAGCAGGCUGCGCACGCAGAUCCCGGUGGCUGAACUGCUGGAGUCUCUGAAGCGGUUUAAGAAAGCGGAACUGGAGGAGGAGGGGGCCGAGGACGACACAAAUUCCGAACGGCCCCCAGUGGGGCGCAAUGCGGAGUACCAGAAACUGGUCUCGGGUUUGCUGCACCCAGGCCAUGCUGGCAAGGAGCCCUGCAACCAGGCCAAGAACCGCUACAAGAGCGUCAUCCCAUACGAUCACUGCCGGGUGGUGCUGCAGUCCGCUAGCCCGGGAGCUGAUUACAUCAAUGCCAGCUACGUCGAUAGUUACAGGAGCCCCCGCUUCUUCAUCGCUGCUCAGGGCCCGCUGCCUGGCACCGUGGUGGAUUUCUGGCAGAUGAUCUGGCAGGAGAAGACCUUGGCCAUUGUGAUGUUAACGGGCCUGGUGGAGCAGAACAAGACCAAGUGUGAGCAGUACUGGCCGGAGGGCGAGCAGGUGUACGGGGACUUCACGGUGACACUCAGCAACACCUGGAUAACCACGGGCCUGGUCACACGCACCUUCCGCCUGCAGAGGGCCGGUUCUCCUCUCCCGAGACACAUACAGCAGUUUCACUACCUGCUGUGGCCAGACCACGGGGUCCCCAGCAACGCGGCCCGGCUCCUGCAGCUGGUGGAGAUGGUGAACGAGAGGGUGUCGGAGGCGCCUGCCGGCCCCGUGCUCGUGCACUGCAGUGCAGGGAUCGGCCGCACAGGCACCUUCAUCGCCCUGGACUUCCUCCUGAAGAUGGCGCGAGCCGAGGGCAGCGUGGAUGUCUUCCGCUGCGUGCAGAGGCUGCGGGAGCAGCGGGUCAGCAUGGUGCAGACAAAGGAGCAGUACAUCUUCCUCUACGAGGUGCUGCUGGAGGGACUGCUGUGUGGGAACACCGGGGUCCUGGCGGAGAGCGCCCCCAGCCACGUCAGCCGCCUACGCCAGCCCGAUGCCCAGACACAGAUCAACGGGUUCUCGCGGGAGUUCAAGGCCUUGCAGAAGUUUUCCGAACUCUCCGCGCUCGCCCCAUGCAAGGAGGCCCAGCAGCCCAGCAACCAGCCCAAGAACCGCAAGCCGGCGAUCCUGCCAGCGGAUUGCAGCCGCCCCAUCCUGAUGUCCUCCCUGAAAGCGGACGGCUCGCCUGGCUACAUCAACGCCGUCUUUGUCAGCACAUACCUGGCGUUCUGGCCUGCGCACGGAGAGGCCUCUUACGGCCGUUUCCACGUCAAGCUGAUCUCGGAGGAGCCGGGAGCCGGCUUCACCAUCCGCACACUUGCUGUAACCAACAGGCAACAGCCUAAGAAGGCCGCGCUGGAGAUCAGGUUGUGGCAAGUAGACGACUGGCCCAUGCAGCAGCAGCUCCCCCCACGCCCUGCCACCAUCAUCAGCCUGCUGGGGGAGGUGGAGCGGAGCCAGCGGACAAGCCAGGACAGCCACGUGCUCGUCACUUGCUGGGACGGUGCCAGCCGCUGCGGGCUCUUCUGUGCCGCCAGCUUCGUGUGCGAGCAGAUCCGCAGCGAGGCGCUGCUGGACGUCUCGCAGGCGGUGAGAAUGCUGAAGCGCCGGCGCCAGCAGAUGAUCAAGGACGUGGCGCAGUACACGUUCUGCUACGAGUUAGCCCUGAGCUACCUGGACUCAGUCAAAAUCUAUGGGAAUUUCAAAUAGAGGCGAGCAAGGGACCGUCUCGAGUCAGGACCUGCCACUGCUCCUGCUUCUCGUGGCACCUCCGUGCUGCUCUGUGCCCGGGCAGACGCCCUGUCCUGGGGAGCGAGCUGGGGCCACGGAACCUGGCAGAGACGAGGAGGGUCCUGGUGGUGCCGGCUGGGACGCUCUGGACUCCUGACACUCCAUACCCUGGAGCCCACGCAGCUGGCUGAAGCAGACGAUAUCCUCUGGGAUCAUUUCCAGGGCGUGGGUUGAUCCCAAACUUUGCCCAGCCAGGGACUUGGGCGGUAACUUACCUGGAGCCAGAGCGAGUGUGCACUGUGACGUCUCAGGGUUAGCCGAGGUGUCCGGGGGGAGUCGCUACCGCCGCUCACAGCGGGAGGGAGCCCUGGCCAUGCCUACCAGGAAAACUCUCUCAGAGUCCCGGCUGCCGGCAACACAAGCUCUCCACUCCGGGCUCCGCCAGCCCUGUGCCUUCCCUCUGCAGGCUGGUCAUUUACACGCCCUGCCCGGUUCCACUCCCGGGCCUGAUCCUGUGUCUCCUGGACCCCAGCAACACACACCGAUCUGCUGCCCUGUGGAAACGGCGCCUCAGUGUACCAGCUUCACCUCGGUUCAACCCACAUUUUAGGUGCAGUCCAGCCUGUUGUCUUGUAAGCAAGGAGCAUGGCCCAGUGCUGGGGCAGCACCUGUACCAAGGAAAACCCAAUCCCCAGAUUCCUGUUUGUUGCCUUAUCGUCAUUAGAACAGGAGUCCUGGUGGCACCUUAGAGACGAACACAUUGAUUUGGGCAUAAGCUUUCGUGGGCUACAGCCCACUUCAUGGGAUGCAUGGAA
Molecule: messenger RNA, 4805 nt
Organism: Trachemys scripta elegans
Lineage: Eukaryota; Metazoa; Chordata; Testudines; Emydidae
Product: receptor-type tyrosine-protein phosphatase kappa-like
Biological process (GO): protein dephosphorylation
Molecular function (GO): protein binding; protein tyrosine phosphatase activity
Source: RefSeq, a predicted model, not a curated record